Molecule: messenger RNA, 435 nt
Organism: Anisakis simplex (herring worm)
Lineage: Eukaryota; Metazoa; Nematoda; Chromadorea; Rhabditida; Anisakidae
Source: the annotation of a GenBank genome assembly
GAUAGUGAAGGUGUGAUCAAGAAAUUGGGAAAAGAUCGAAAUCCAAAAGAUGUGAAAGCAGAAGAAUGGCGAAGUGUUAUGAAUGAUUUGGAAUACAAUGUUACACGACAGGCUGAUACGGAAAGGCCAUUUACUGGUAAAUAUGAUAAGCUUUUUGAUGAAGGACAAUACAAUUGUUACUGUUGUGGAGCCAAAUUAUUCAAAUCAGACGCAAAAUAUUAUUCUGGAUGUGGAUGGCCUGCGUUUUCAAAAUCAAUCGAUAAUGACCUGAAUAUUAUCCGUAAGAAGGAUACUUCUCUGGGAAUGGAGAGGAUCGAAGUACGCUGCAAACAGUGUAACGCUCACUUAGGACAUGUAUUUGAUGAUGGCCCUAAAGAGACUGGCGAGCGAUACUGUAUAAAUAGUUGUUCGCUGAAUUUUGUCAGGAAACAGUAA